Molecule: messenger RNA, 1853 nt
Organism: Helicoverpa armigera (cotton bollworm)
Lineage: Eukaryota; Metazoa; Arthropoda; Insecta; Lepidoptera; Noctuidae
Exons: 3
Coding region: 256-756 (166 amino acids)
Source: RefSeq, a predicted model, not a curated record
GUGAAAUAUCACUUUUGACAGUUGUUGUGUUGAGUUGUGUCAAUUUCGACGUCCGACGAUUUACUUUGUAGAGGAAAGUAAUUUAAGAUCUACCUGUUCGUGUUUAUAUUGUAACUACGUUUUUUUUAUUGUAAACUGAACACAGAGUCAAGAUAUAGCUAACAAUAACACUAGACGAACAAAUCGACUGCUCGAGGUACUACAACUUGGAUUUAUUCAGUAACAGCUGUUGUAUAUCGUCCGUUUACAAGAAGGAUGUCGGCUCCUGGUUUAACUUCUGAAGCGCAGAUGCGCUACAUGCUGCAGUGGUUCGGAGAGUUCAGUGAGCUGCAGCGAGAAGACUUCCUGCCAGUGUUGGCUGCUGCCCGUGCUGACAAACCUCAGCAGCUUGCUGCCUUGAUGGCCACAAUAACAUGUGACGAUAAGCCUGUCAGCCUUUUCCAAUGUCGGAUAAAACUGUUCAAUACGUGGUUCCCGUUCUGGUCUGUUGAAGACCAAGACAGGCUUAUCAAGAGUGUCUCGGAAACUGAUCCUGAAUUUGGUCAAAAGCUUCAGGACCUUCUUACAAAUGGUCCACAAGUGAACGGAGACCAGAACGGUACGGGUGAAGUACAUUCACCCAUUCCUGAAGAAGAAAUAAAGACUGAAGAAAAUAACAUUGUAGCUGGAGAAAAUGGAGAAGCCGUUGUUGAGGAAGCACCCGUGGAGCCAGUGCUCCCGGAGAAUGUCGCUGUUGAAUGUGCAGCUGCAUCUUAAACAGAUGGUGUUUUUUUUAUAUUUAUAUUUUUAGUAUUAUUUUUUCUAAAAGAAUGAAAAUUGCCAAUCAUAGUACCUAUAGAUUUUAUGUCAUAAAAAAGCAUUGAACGUAUUGCAUUUUUUGCAAUUGGAUUUUUACUGUCUCAUGUUCUUGCUAAAAAGCUGUGUAAAAUUGUGAAAUCUGAUAGAAUUUAAUGUGACUGUAUUAACAGUAUUGUAAACAUUCCGUUAACAUCAUUCCAUGUGCGAAAUAUUUAUUGACUUUCAACUAGAUUUACUAACUCAUUAAAUUAUUGAGCUGUUAUAUAAAAGCUUUAUAUCCUGAUAUGGAAUCUCAUGUUUUCUAUUAUAAAUGACUUUCAUCUCAUUAUGCCUAUGUGCAGAUGUUUGUCUCCUAUUUUUGUAUUUAUAAUUAUAUUAUGUAAGAAUAUAAUUAGUUGUAAGCUAUGUUGUUGGGCGUCACAAACAUAAAAUGUCUGAUUCGAAUAUUAUGUAAUAUACAAAUUGUAUAUCAUUUACAUGAAGCUCUAGCAAAUUAUAUAUUAAUGUAACUUGUUUCUGCCAAAUUCGAUUCUGUGAACAAUUUCUAAAUUUCAUUAAUAUGUAAUGUAAUUCACUGAUUAGGGUAUUUAUCCGGCUAUUAAGAUAGCUUUGAUUCGGUAGAUGCUACCUAUGAAUAACUUCUAACACUCUAAUUUGAUUAGAUAUUUGUAUUACUAACUAGUAUCUAUAUUCGCGUUUAGGUAACAGGGGCAAGCCACGAUUUGACAAGCUUUUAGUUCAUCAACAUGCCCUGUACUACCUCAACAAAAUUUUAUCAAAACCAAAUAUGAAAGAUCUUGGGAUACUCCUAGGUAAUGAAGGAAGUACAAACAUAAUAAUACGUGCCAAGAUUUUAAUGAGUAGCUAUAUUUCAUUUGUAAGAAAAGUAUAUUUUCUCCUAUGUUCACAAAAAGUAAUAUAUUUCCGUAGUGGUAUUGUUUCAUGUUGGUCUGAAGUGUGAGUGAUAGAGCGGUGCUGGCGGGAGCCGGGCGUGACUAGAAGGAGGCCAUUUAUACAAAAUUAUUUACUUAAUACAAAUUUUAUUAUAGUCAUAA